AUGUGGAUGCUGCCUGCUGGUGGUGUUCAUGAUAAGAAUGAAGUUAGAGCAGAAAGAAUUGCAAGUGAUGCUAUUUUAGCCGCUAGUGAAUUUAGGAAGAUCCUUUAUGGAAAGGACAGUCAAAAUCAAGUGUUGAUUGGAGCUGCUCUGGAUGUAAACAGCGCCGGUGGUGAUAGUGCUCUGCAGUUCUUCAUAUCAAGGACCGGCAAUACGAAUAAUUUGGAGAAAGUAAGUACCGUAGUUUGUGAAGAUCAGCCCAAGAAGGAAGUAUGGCAGAGAGGCUGUAUCAUCCGUUGUGAACUUCCUUUGAAAUUGCCUCUGUAUUAUGCGCCAAACAAUCCUAAAGGCAUUGAAGAUGCAUAUGCACGAGCAAUUGAAGAUGUGGAAAGAAAAUUUAGAGACCCACAAGCUACAUAUAUCAUAGAACCCCAGCCUUCUCUGGGUGGACCUCAGUCUGUCAUCCUUCAUGGAACAGAUUUGGAUCUGCCAGCUUCGCUUCCAACAAAUGCUUUUCUAAUUGAAGAUGCUCAAGAGUCAAUUGCCAAAUCUCUAACAUGUUCGUACUUUCUCUCAGAUAGUAAGGAUGUUGCAUCUUUUACCUCUUUGGAGAAGAAUGCAGAUAAAAUUGUUGUCAGCGUCAUGUUUAAUAGAUCACGGAGUAAUUCCGAACCUGCUGCGCCUAUUGCUGAGUAUUAUCCAGCAAUGGGAGAAGCCCAAUUUUUGGCUGUAAAUCACAAAUUAGAAGUGUUAUCCUAUGCUAAGAAGGAUCUGCUGUUGACGAGUAUGGUUUCAAAGUUACUCAUCCCUGGAUUGGUUGAUCAGUUACAUGCAUUAAAGAACAAGUUCUUGGCUGAUGUCUCUGUUCAACAGCCGCAGCUGCAACCAUACCAUUUCAUGCCUACAGGCUUUCUACAUCCAAUCACAGUUGUAUAUGAACUUAGCUAUGGGGAGACAGAAAUCAAGCAAGUUGAAGCUCGCAGAACACUUCACCGGAGACUAGGGUUGCCACUUGACCGCCCUCUUUUGAGAAUUGCUAAUGCUAUAAACUUUUCUACAGUGAUGGACAAAUCAAAUUCAAAGGGUUCCUCUUUGCUCAAGGAUGUACAUCUUGGUAUUCCAAACAGUGGGGUAUCUGGUGGCCAUAUCUCUCUAAUUCAAGGUUCUUAUGAGUAUUAUCAUUACCUCCAAGAUGGAUUCGAUGAUUCGAUUCAUAUUCCUGCUGGAUGUAAACGUGCUUUUUAG
Striga hermonthica is the source of this 1242-nucleotide messenger RNA. The record is from the annotation of a GenBank genome assembly. NCBI's taxonomy places the organism in Eukaryota, Viridiplantae, Streptophyta, Magnoliopsida, Lamiales, Orobanchaceae.